Pterocles gutturalis (yellow-throated sandgrouse) is the source of this 1254-nucleotide messenger RNA. RefSeq names its product SWI/SNF-related matrix-associated actin-dependent regulator of chromatin subfamily A containing DEAD/H box 1-like. Lineage: Eukaryota; Metazoa; Chordata; Aves; Pterocliformes; Pteroclidae. The record is from RefSeq and is a predicted model, not a curated record. Gene Ontology annotation, molecular function: chromatin binding; ATP-dependent chromatin remodeler activity; DNA binding. The transcript is spliced from 9 exons. Gene Ontology annotation, cellular component: nucleus.
AUGUCGCGGCUGGUAGCAGAGCUCAGCAGUGAGGAUGGCAGGGUGUUCCGUGGAGCUGGCUGCUGCACACGCGUGUGCCCAUACACACCGCUGUGCACCGGGCAAAUCUCAGCCUUGCGUGUCUGCUGCAGGCAGGUGCUUGAGCUGUGCAGAAAUCCAACUCUUCCAGCACGGUCAGAAGUUGAUCAGCACUAUGCAGAGAAAGCAGUGACAGAAUUCCUGCAAUAUUUUCCUGAGAAAAAUGCUGAAGAACAAAGCAUAUGUGAAAAAGAGAGGAUUGAUCAUGCAAAGCAGAUAAUAAAACCAUUUAUCCUGAGAAGAGUAAAAGAUGAGGUCCUUAAACAGCUACCUCCCAAAAAAGAUAUCGUUGAAUUACGUGUCAUGUCUGAGAAACAGGAACAACUCUACUGUGAUCUCUUUAACAAGCUCAAGAAGACUAUUAACAGUAGUGAGAAAAACUCUGAUAGGGGAAAUCUCAUGAUGCAACUUAGAAAAAUGGCUAACCACCCUCUCUUGCACAGUCAGUAUUACGCAACUGACAAGCUCAGGACAAUGUCCAAGCUUAUGCUCAAGCAAGAUUGUGUUUUGCGUGAUUCUACCCAUAGAGAUGCUGACUGUGACCUUAUCUUUGAAGAUAUGACAGUAAUGUCAGAUUUUGAGCUGCAUUUGCUUUCUAAGCAAUAUUGUCACAUCAGUGACUUCAAGUUAGACAUGGAUACGAUCUUGGAUUCUGGAAAGUUUAGAGCACUGGAAUGCAUUCUCUCUGACCUUAAAGAAAAGGGUGACAUAGUUGUAUUGUUUAGCCAGUUUACUAUGAUGCUGGAUAUCUUGGAAGUUGUCCUAAGGCAUUGGAACCAUAGAUACAUUAGGUUGGAUGGAAAAACACAGAUUUCUGAUCGGAUAAAUCUAAUAGAUGAGUUCAAUACCGAUAUGGAUAUAUUUGUAUUCCUCCUGUCGACCAAAGCUGGUGGCUUGGGCAUUAACCUGACCUCAGCAAAUGUUGUUAUUCUUCAUGACAUUGAUUGCAACCCCUACAAUGAUAAGCAAGCAGAAGACCGAUGCCAUAGAGUAGGUCAGACAAGAGAAGUAAAAGUCAUAAAGCUGAUCAGUAAGGGGACUAUUGAAGAAUCUAUGCUCAAAAUCAGCCAGCAGAAACUGAAGUUAGAACAAGAUAUGACUGCAGCAGAUUCAGGUAAGUAAGGAACCAUUCCAGCAGAUAUAGCCACACUGUUAAAAGCUUCAUUAGGUCUCUAA